Gavialis gangeticus (Gharial) is the source of this 5476-nucleotide messenger RNA. Its product is annotated as wiskott-Aldrich syndrome protein family member 3-like. Lineage: Eukaryota; Metazoa; Chordata; Crocodylia; Gavialidae. Gene Ontology annotation, biological process: positive regulation of Arp2/3 complex-mediated actin nucleation; actin cytoskeleton organization. Bases 22 to 1551 code for a protein of 509 amino acids. The record is from RefSeq and is a predicted model, not a curated record. The transcript has 8 exons. Gene Ontology annotation, cellular component: cytoskeleton; SCAR complex. Gene Ontology annotation, molecular function: protein kinase A regulatory subunit binding; Arp2/3 complex binding; actin binding.
CUGUGACAAUCCCCCGGAAACAUGCCGCUGGUAAAGAGAAACAUCGAGCCUCGUCACCUGUGCCGUGGGGCGCUUCCCGAUGGGGUGACCAGUGAGCUGGAAUGUGUAACCAACAGCACCCUGGCUGCCAUCAUCAAGCAGCUGGGAAGCCUCAGCAGACAUGCUGAAGACAUAUUUGGAGAACUGUUCAAUGAAGCCAAUAGUUUCUACAUGCGGAUGAACUCCCUGCAGGAGAGGGUGGAUCUGCUGGUGAUCAAGGUCACUCAGUUGGACUCCACUGUGGAGGAAGUUUCGCUGCAGGACAUCAACAUGCGGAAGGCAUUCAAGAGCUCGACUGUGCAGAACCAGCAGGUGGUCUCUCGGAACUCCAUCCCCAACCCAGUGAUGGAAAUGUACCAGCGCUGUGACAAGCCUCCACCACUGAAUAUCCUCACCCCAUACAGAGAUGACAAGAAGGACGGCCUCAAAUUCUACACUGACCCUUCAUAUUUCUUCAACUUAUGGAAGGAGAAGAUGCUGCAGGCAACUGAAGAUAAGAGAAAGGAGAAACGCAGGCAAAAGGAGCAGCGGUUAGUAGAAGAUUCCACUCGGGAGGUCAAGAAAGUGAGAAAAGCCCGUAACCGGCGUCUGGAGUGGAACAUGAUGGCGUAUGAUAAAGAAUUCCGACCCGAUAACAGGUUCUCACCAUCCCCAUAUCACAUGGCCUCAUCGGAAGGAUCACUGUCCCCAGAUAAUAGAUCUUAUGCAUCAGAUGCAGCUGAUCACUCAUACCCUGCCAGCCCUAACCACCCUGCACAACAGAUACUAGCUCCAGCAUCACAUCUGUCAACAGACAACAAAGAGGUCAUUCUAGUGACCAGCCAGGCCCAGGAACAUGUAUACAGACCUUCAGCAGCAGGAAGUCGACAGAACAGUCUCAGCCGUGUCCAGCAGCCCCAUGUACCACAACCUCCAGAGACUAUACUGAAUGGACCAAGACCUCAGAUAGUCAAAGAGUAUGGCCAACAGCAGAUGCCCAUGGCAGAAUACUUUGUGCCUCCUGCUCCUCCGCCCCCACCCCCUGUGAUACCUUCUGCUCAAACUGCCUUCGACAGCCCCAUCUCAGCACCCCCCGCUCUGGCUACCAGUGCCACAGCAUCCAUGGCUCACUCGUCCUAUGCACCUUCCCCACCUCCAGCUCCGCCCUGCCCAUAUUCUGCUUCUCCUCCUCAGACUGGCCCCAUGGGCCCCCCUGUUGCCCCUCCCCCUCCUCCACCUGGCCCUCCAACAGUCACUGCUUCGCCAGCUCACUCAGCAUCACCCCCCACCGUUACGGUUGAGCCUCGGAAACCUCAGAUCCCUCUGAUACCAAUGAGCGAUGCCAGGAGCGACCUGCUUGCUGCGAUUCGUAGGGGAAUUCAACUCCGAAAAGUCCAGGAACAGUGGGAGCAGGAGGCAAAGAAGGAACCAGUUGGCAACGAUGUGGCUACCAUCCUGUCCCGCAGGAUCGCAGUGGAGUACAGUGAAUCCGACGAUGACUCGGAAUUGGACGAUAACGAGUGGUCAGAUUGAGAAAGCUGAAAUGCAGUGUUGGACUGUCUCUCUCCCACUUCUUAUGUGCCACAGGUGUGUAUUAGUGGGCUUCCCCAAAAGUAAAUACUGAAAGCCAUUAGCAGUUAUGGUAGUGUGACUUGCUUUUAUGCUCUGUUGCAUUGUUUAAAAAAAUUGCAGUAUCAUCACCAUUGGUGAGUGCAUUGGGCGAAUGCACUUUAGAAGCAGGAUAACCAAAAUUUGCCCAUAAUAGCACUAGGAGUAAACACAAUACUUCAGUCUUUAAUAAUGCUGAAAAACACUACUGGGUCGGGAUCAAUGGAGUUACUCUAGAUUUAUACAGGUGUGACAGAGGUCAGAAGCUGGCCCCAGGUGUGAAUUUUUAGAAAGGAAAUUGCAUAGGCAGCACUGCUUAUUCAGCUAGAUGUUAACUGUGUAAUGAAAAACUCCUGGAAAAGAAUCAUGUUCCCUUAGAAAACCCAACCGCAUGGUUAUAGAUGUCUAGAGACCACUGUUCUUGUUUGUGUUUUGCUCAGAGCUUUGAAAUUCUGGGACUAUGGGCCUCAUGACCAGGGACAAUCUGUGUUCAUUGCUCUGCCAAUUACAGACAAGAAGCGUUUGUUUUUGUCGUUCACUUUGCUUUGCAACAGUCACAAAGGCGAGUUCAGUGCCAUAUCCCACUGUCACUUUUAAAAGCACUUCAUGAGUAGGCUGAGAUGUUUAUGGUGUGCUUAAAUUUCCAUCUUGACACUCAGGUUCCCUGGAGAAAAGUGUGAAGGGGAAGUUCAGUAUAAACCAUAGAACCAGCUGUCCUUUUGCAGCCAAUAAAGAAACAACACCCUUGUCACUGCUUUGAAUGCUGUAAGGCAUAUUGCAGGUGCAAAAGAGUGAGCAAUUUAAUUUAAGCUGUCUAGAGAAGAUUCUUACAGCCCUGAAAUUAAUGGCUGUUUGAACUGUCUUAAUUUGGUAUUUGCAAGGAAACUCACUGAGUGAAAUGGUGCUCUUAAGUCACCUGUUUGAAAUACACAGUGAGCAAUAUUUGUCCUUUUGGGUUGAUUUUGUUUUUCACUCUCUAGCACUAGAGGAUAUGCCUGCAUGAUGUGAGGUUAACUCAGGCUUAUUGAGUUACAGAAGAAAAGGGUUAACGAGGGCCCAGUUCUUCCACUCCAGUGAUGGAGUACAGCUAACCUCGUGAUGACAAGUAAAACUUGGCAAAAUAGGGCCCUGGGUUAUAAUGCCGAAAAUAGCACUUUGGUUUAAUUAAAAUAGAAAGCAACUUAAAGAAGUAUUUGCAUGCAGAUAUUAAGGGAGAAGACACUGGAAGCCAACAGGAUCCUGCAUGAAAUACUGAAAAUUGCAGCCAGUCACAGCUCUAGGAGAAUGUGAAAUGGGUUCUGCUGCAUAGAAAACAAGCUAGUGGCCGUCUUGAUUCUGAUUGCAGUAUGUGGCCAUAUAAGGCCCGUGUACUGUAAGGGACCUAAACACACACGUGCUUCUAGCUCAUCAGUGAGAUCUCCAUUCUGACUUCCCUUGACUGCAGUCCCAUCUCCCAUCUGACUUUAGAGUCCUGGAUGGUGGAGGAAGUUGAACUCUCUUUCUAAUGGGAAUCUUGCACUUAGGUCCACCUCCUGGCUUUUAGGCCAUGACAAAUGAAGGAUACAGACAGGUAAGAGUCAGCCGCAGUGUUAGUGCUCCAUUCUCUGAAGGUAGAGAGACUAGGUGAGAGACAGAGAGGGUGCUGGUUGGAGUCCACAAGUGUCAUUGCAUACAGAGCACCAUUUAGCUGGUGCAAAAACUCACCCUCAGUAACUUGGUAAUGUCAGUGCUGAGCUGUACUCUAGGUAUUCAGCUGUUUUCCUCCUAGAGAGGAACUUGUUCUUGUUGAGACAUAAUGAAUACAGUCUGUAAUCCCAGCCAUCCUCUGGCAAUUGGUGGUCCUGAUAACUAACAGCUCCUUUACUAAAAGGUUAUGUGUUCUUCAGGACCUUGAUUCUCCUGCUAUUUGCUCAUGAGCAGUAACAACUAUUUUCAAGGAGGCCAUUACUUGCUUUGUCUAAUGAAAUUAUAACCUGUCCCAUGAAUUUAACCAUAUUCAACUGCUCCCAUCCCAGUACCUCCUUUAGACCAUUAAGGAUUGGUUUGUGGCUCUGUGAGAUCCAGGCAUGCCACAUUCUCUUCCUUCUUCAGCAAAUAUGUGGAUCAGUCUGUGGGUAGUGCUGUGUCGUCUAAAUGAUUUUUUUCAUGUGACUGUGUUGGGGAGAAGAGCUCAAGAAAUAGUGCUAGUGCACAGGACUGCUUGUAAUAUAUUGUACAGAAGUUUGUGGGUUGGCACAUCCAUUUCUGGGAGUGGCAAAUGGUACCUUUGAAGGGGGUCCUGAUGGGUUGAAGCACAGGAAGCUACUAUGUGAAUGACCUCUUGAGGCACAGUAAGCUACUAUGUGAAUGACUCUCCAGUUCUAACCAUGUAUCUUAAACUAAAUCGAAAAGGCUUUUGGGGUGGGGUGUGGUCUUCUCUUAAGCAAAUCUCUGACUUUCAUCAGACUGUACGUCUGAGUGAGAGUUGUACGUCAUAAGCUUGUAUUUUAUCUUUGAAUCUCAUGUCAUGAUAGUGUUACUGAUAUGACUAUUCCUCAAACACCUGCUCCUGCUUUGCUCAUUAAGACCUGGUUUAAAGUCCAAUGAGAUAGGACUGCUACUAACAAAACAUGUUAUGGCUGAAGUGUGGUCAACACUUAGGUUCUUAUGUGAGGGACCCAGGAACACAGGAUGAGCCACACUAGGUAGGAUCCCAGGUCCUUCAAGUGCAAUAUCUGGUCUUCAGCAGCAGCCAGAACAGAAAAUAGUGAUAGCUAUAUGUGAUAGAAAAUCCCCAUAAUGCAUUCAGCUGGUUUUUACAGAAACAAGGGAGUGGAAUAUGAAAAUUCCCUAUAUGAACUGAAUAGCAAUAGUUCCUGAUACAGAUGACAUCCCAGCCAAAGGGAGGGACAAGGAAAACAAGACAAGGACCCAGUAAAAUGCAGCACAGCCUCCCAACAACAUUGACCUAGAAGAGAACAGCUCACAUGCAAAGCCUCUGGAGGAGGGAAUGUUUAGCUGAUUUGGAAGGAGCAGCAGAGCUGAACUGGGAAUUCAUGGUUUGCAGUGGUUACUAGAGGCAUUUGCUCUGGACAUCACCCUCACUCUGCCACUGUCCCCCUGAGCAGUGGAAGAGACAGAGACAGCAAACUGCUGAAUAAACUAGUAGUCAAAACCUGAUGUCUUUGCUCAAGCAGAGGAAUGCUGAAGUGAUGGAGAUACUUUCCUCAAUGAGGUGGACAGGACUUGACCUUAUGACAAAAUAAGAAAAGGCCUUGUUGGUUGAAAGUAACAUUUAAACAAUCACGUAUAAGUAUUUAUUGUAUAGUGUUGUUAAUAUAUGUGUGGUUUUGAUAUGAUACAUACAUGAAAAGAAAUACCAGAUAAAAAGUUUUUAUUUGCAAAAUGAAAAUAUAUAUGUAUAUAAUAUAGAGAGAUAGAGAGGGGAAUAAUGAAGACAUUAAUUGCCUUUAUCUUUUAUAUUCAUUCUAUAUUUAUUUCAUUUGGGCCAUAGGGCUGUGAUUAAGCAGUGAUGAGGUGGGGCAACAAACCCUGAGCAUUUCCCCCUGUCAGUAUGGGUAGAGGCAAGGAGACAGACAGGCAUUUGUGCAGGAGGGCUAAACCGCUCCUUGCUAUGUUUGACUGGCCAGUAAGAAUGGGACGGACUGAUGAGGGACUUCCCUUUCUGGCUCUUUGCAAUGGCUGGGCAUGAUGCCUGCCCUACCAUAGUGGGUUUUUAAGAUUGGAGCAAUCUUAUAAAGAGUGGCCAGCUGGACUUUGCAAGGUGUGUGGUGCAGAGCUGUAGGCACGAUGCCUCUGAGCAGUGAUUCUCAGCCAGGCUGCUGGGGCACCCUGGGGUGCUGCGAGAUCC